AUGAUUAUUGCAACAUUCAACAUCCGUGGGAGUGGAAAUACGAUGAAACAAAAACGUAUUUCCCAGAUAGUCCGGAAAAUCAAUCCACAGGUUAUGUUCAUACAAGAAACAAAGAUAGGAAAGAUGACAGAGCAGGUGAUAUGGAGGCUAUGGGGAUCUAAGGACUGCGAAUGGUCAGCUAAGGAAGCAAUUGGGAGGUCAGGGGGUAUUGUUACAAUAUGGAGGAAAGGAGUAUUCUGCCCAGAAUUUACUUUUGGUGGAAAAGGAUUCCUGGGAUUAAAGAUAAUCGUGAAUGACAAGGUAAUUUAUUUUAUCAAUGUAUACUCACCAUGUUCUUUGUCUGAAAAAAGAGAAAUGUGGUUAGAAAUUAUUCGUUGGAGAAACAAAUUGGAUCGGGGUGAGUGGGUGGUCGGGGGAGAUUUCAAUUCUGUAAAAAAUAGAGAGGAAAGGAGGGGCAAGGAGAAUCAUAGUAGAGGCGUGGAGAUGGAAGAAUUCAAAUGCUUUAUUGAGACGAUGGAGCUGGUGGAUUUGCAAGUAAUGGGUAGUUUGUUCACUUGGAUCAAGCCAAAUGGUAAGGCCGGGAGUCGGCUUGAUAGAAUCCUGUUGACUGGGUCGUUGAUUUCUAAUUGGGAAAUAGUGGCUCAAGAGGUAGGAAUGAGGGAUGUCUCUGAUCACAAACCGGUAUGGACAAAAUCAAGCAAAGUAGAUUGGGGGCCAAAGAGUUUUAGAGUCUUGAAGUGCUGGUACGAACAUAAGGAUUUCCAAAGCUUUAUCCAAAAUGAGUGGAAUGCUAUAGUACUCAAAGGAAGUCCAGGAUUCAUCUUAAAGGAGAAGUUGAUAUUUUUACGAGGUAGACUAAGAUGGUGGAACCGAGAAGUGUUUGGCAUGGUGGAACUAAAAAUACAAGAUAUCGUGAAUGAUCUCAACCGGCUGGAAGAUAAGAUGCUUAUCCCAAAUAUUAACUUAUAA
Molecule: messenger RNA, 969 nt
Organism: Vicia villosa (hairy vetch)
Lineage: Eukaryota; Viridiplantae; Streptophyta; Magnoliopsida; Fabales; Fabaceae
Exons: 1
Coding region: 1-969 (322 amino acids)
Molecular function (GO): catalytic activity
Source: RefSeq, a predicted model, not a curated record